ACGCGAUUGCGCGCGAAUGAGGAGACUUGCAAUGCCUGCGCAGGCCUCAACGUCGAUGAGAUAUAGUGGAUAAGUGUACAACAUUCUCUCUUACCCCUCCUUCAGUCAUUGAUGCGCCGCGCAAUCGCAACAAGUGCGCCGGUGGGACUCUCUAGUGUACGGGCGAUAUACAGCAGGCACUCCUACAGAGCUUCAUUCUAUGCGUUGACCUCAUCUUAUCUUCAGCAUCCUUCUCGCACAAAUUCCCAACUCCAAGGGAGCCGUCUUCACUCCGCAAUGGCGUCCCGCCACGUAUCACUGACCAACCGCUGCGGCGAGUCCAAGAGCCCAUAUGUGCGCUCGCACAUGGACAAUCCCACAGCAUGGCAGCUUUGGACGCCAGAGACGCUGGAGCUUGCUCGCCAGACCAACAGGCUGUUGUUCGUGAGCAUCGGCUACUCUGCGUGCCAUUGGUGCCAUGUGAUGGCUCACGAAUCGUUUGACGACCCUCGUAUUGCGCAACUGCUCAACGAGCACUUCAUCCCUAUCAAGAUUGAUAGGGAAGAGCGACCGGACAUUGACCGCCAGUAUAUGGACUUCCUGCAAGCAACAUCUGGCGGAGGAGGAUGGCCGCUGAAUGUGUUCGUCACUCCCGAUCUCGAGCCUAUCUUCGGCGGCACGUACUGGCCAGGUCCAAAGAGCGAGAGAGCGCAGAUGGGCGGCACAGGCUUCGAGCAGAUCUUAGUCAAGGUCGCACAGAUGUGGAAGGAGCAAGAGUCUAAGUUGAGAGAAAACGGCAAGCAGAUCACCGCGCAGCUCAAAGAGUUUGCGCAGGAAGGUACGCUCGGCGGUAGGACAGAUGGGAAGACUAGUGACGGAGAUGAUGGUCUGGAGUUGGACUUGAUCGAAGAAGCAUACAACCACUACAAGGGCCGCUUCGACAGCAAAUAUGGUGGAUUUGGCUCGGCCCCGAAGUUUCCGACACCGGUCCAUCUCAAGGCGUUGGUACGGUUUGGCUGUCACCCACACACGGUGAAAGAAAUAGUGGGCGACAAGGAAGUCAAGCACGCCCGGUAUAUGGCAGUGAAGACACUAGAAUGCAUGGCAAAAGGUGGGAUUAAAGAUCAGGUUGGUCAUGGCUUCGCAAGGUACUCCGUAACGCGCGACUGGAGCUUGCCGCAUUUUGAGAAGAUGCUGUACGACAACGCGCAACUACUGCCGCUAUAUCUAGAUGCAUACUUACUCACCAAGACUGAUUUAUUUCUUGAAACGGUACAUGACGUAGCGACGUACCUCACGACCGAGCCUAUGCAGUCUUCGCUUGGUGGCAUCAAUGCCUCGGAGGACGCAGACUCCCUCCCAACAGCUAUUGAUCAUCACAAGCGCGAGGGCGCCUUUUAUGUCUGGACGCUCGACGAGUUUAAGGAGCUUCUAACCGACGAAGAAGCAACUGUCUGCGCUAGGUACUGGAAUGUGCAACCUAAUGGUAACGUCGACCGACGCUACGACCAUCAAGGCGAGCUCGUCGGUAGGAAUACCUUGUGCGUCCAGUACGACACUCCCGACUUGGCGAGCGAGCUCGGCAUGAGCGAUAGUGAAGUCAAGCGCUUGAUCGGCAGCGGUAGGAAGAAACUUCUUGAGUAUCGCGACAAGAACAGACCUCUACCUUCUCUUGAUGACAAGAUCGUCACGGCUUGGAACGGUCUCGCAAUCGGCGGACUUGCGCGUGCUAGCGCAGCCCUCUCUUCAAUGGCACCAGACUCCGCUCAGGCCUACCUAGCCGGGGCGGAAAGAGCAGCCGCGUGUAUUAAGCAACAUCUGUUCGACGCCAAGACCGGUACGCUACGGCGUGUCUACAGAGAAGGACCAGGAGAGACACAAGGCUUCGCAGACGACUACGCCUUCCUCAUCUCGGGCCUACUGGACCUCUACGAAGCCACGUUCGACGAUAGCUACCUCUCCUUUGCCGACACUCUGCAACAAACGCAGGUCAAGCUCUUCUGGGAUGACAACAAGUACGCCUUUUUCUCAACACCAGCCAAUCAGCCCGAUAUCCUGGUCCGCACAAAGGACGCUAUGGAUAAUGCUGAACCGUCUACGAACGGCGUGAGCGCGCAGAAUCUGUUUCGACUGAGCAGUUUGCUCAAUGAUGAGAAGUACGAGAAGAUGGCUAAGCGAACUGUCGCUGCGUUCGAAGUGGAGAUCGGCCAGCACCCGGGCCUGUUCAGCGGCAUGAUGAGCAGUAUCAUCGCUUCGAAGCUUGGCAUGAAGGGUUUGAUGGUCGUCGGUGAGGGCGAGGUUGCCGAAGCCGCUCUUAAGAAAGCUAGAGAAAGCGUCAGGCCGAACUGGACGGUGCUCAGAGUCGGCGGCAAGGCGGAGGCGAAGUGGUUGAGGCAACGCAACGAGCUUCUGCAGGAUCUUGACGGCAGCAGAGUGAUGGUACAGGUAUGCGAGGACGGAGCUUGCAGGUUGUUGGACGCAAAGGAGGUGAACGAGCUCUUUGCUCACGAGUCAUAACGAAUCUGCACGUUGUAUAGAAUCAGUCCCCACCCUUGCAAGCACUGCCUCGCGACAAGCGGCUUGCGGACCUGCGAUCGCGAAAGACUCCAAUAAGUCAGCGCAUGUGGCACUGGUCAAUGUUAAUGCAACAUUGACCUCAGUGUGGAUGUCAUAAAGUCUGAAAGCUGCCCAUGAACGCUAUGUCAACUCAAUGCGGGCUACCCUAAGCAGCGGUGUUUUCAAUACUCUGCGAUGCCAUCUCGCUAGCGCGUUCGUUGCGGUGCGCUCAAGUCUCAGCUCGCUGACUCGCACUUUACCCUGAUCCAGGCGAAUAUGAUCGCUCCACACUCAUCCAAGACACUCUCAAUCAUCAUGCCGUUAUGUUCGUUGCGUUGCAGUGUAUUUCGCGCUAAAGCUGCAAAUCUCGCCAGUCAUUCGCCAAUCGCCU
Baudoinia panamericana UAMH 10762 is the source of this 2926-nucleotide messenger RNA. RefSeq lists its product as uncharacterized. Lineage: Eukaryota; Fungi; Ascomycota; Dothideomycetes; Mycosphaerellales; Teratosphaeriaceae. The transcript has a single exon. The coding region runs from base 277 to 2496 and encodes 739 amino acids. Gene Ontology annotation, biological process: carbohydrate metabolic process. The record is from RefSeq and is a predicted model, not a curated record.